This is a messenger RNA of Oryzias melastigma (Indian medaka), 1391 nucleotides long. It is a transcript of the gene pglyrp2, whose product is annotated as peptidoglycan recognition protein 2. The record is from RefSeq and is a predicted model, not a curated record. Gene Ontology annotation, molecular function: N-acetylmuramoyl-L-alanine amidase activity; peptidoglycan binding; peptidoglycan immune receptor activity. Gene Ontology annotation, biological process: defense response to Gram-positive bacterium; detection of bacterium; peptidoglycan catabolic process. Lineage: Eukaryota; Metazoa; Chordata; Actinopteri; Beloniformes; Adrianichthyidae.
AUACAACUUUUAGAAAGGAUUUUUAAAUAUCAGGACUUCCUAAACAACCUGAGGUGCAAACACAGGAAGGUUUGGAUAAAUCAAUAUUAGUGUACAAAGAGUACUCGCCCUGUUGGAACACAAGCUGCGGUCGUACACUAAACUUUCUGGUCAUCGUUGGAUAGCUGGACGUUACAGUGAGGAGGACUCCUUCAGAACUUUUCCUUCAGUCACUUCAAGUUCUGACUUUUAUUUGAAAUACCUGGAUGGAACAUGACUCCAUUUGGGCCGACGUGUUUUGUUUUGGUCGUUUACCUCUCAGCUGUGAGCAGCAGACCCACAGGUGUCCACCUGCGUAACAUGGAGAGCUUCAUAGAAGCUGUCCAGGAGGUGGAGGCCUCCUCUCCUGGUCUGUCGCCGCUGGAUCUGCUCAGAGCUUUGCGGAAAACCGCCGGUCAUGAUGACAUGAUGACCACCCACUUCCUGGGAGAGUCGUACAACAUCAGCGGCUCCGAGGUUCUGGAGAGAGCCAUCCUGAACGCGUCGUCCUUCAGCUUUUUUGAUAAAGCCAUCCACCACAUCGUGACUGACCGUGGAGAGGAGCGGGGCGUGGUCCUGGCGCCGGAUGGCACCACGGUGGCACUGGCUCCCUUGUUGCUGGGGAUUGAGUUGGGCCUGAAGGCGAAGCUGGAGGGCAGCUCACCUGUGGGGAUCUUCCCCGUCACUCUGGGCAGGAGGUUGGGCCUGACGUUCCUGAGCUUACAGGACUUCCCCGCGUCUGUUCGAUUGGGGCCCAACGGUUGCUGGGAUGACGUGGAGCGCCCCAAAGUGUACAAGCUGUCCCGGCACGCGACGCUGGCCACAGACGCGAUCAUCAACGGGGGCAUGGACGGACUGAUCCUGGGCAUGGAGCUGAGCCGCCCGGCAGCACCUGAACCGUCACCGGCGCUGAGUGACAUCCUGAGGGGGUUCUACAUGUUUACCCUGCAGGAAGAGGGUCUGGACGCUGCGGCUGACCACAUCAGCCCAAAGAGAAGAGAGCUUUCUAAAUCCCUGCUGGAGUCGACUGACCUCCACAGCGCCGUGAUGGAGACGCUGGCUCUGGUCUGGAAGCUGGAGAAGACAGAAUGGAUCGCUCUGGACACCGGAGUGGGGAAGGCCGUGAAGGACGGUCUGCAGGAGUUUGUGCACAAGUACUGGGAAUGCCCUCAGAUCAUCCCUCGCUGUCAGUGGGGAGCCAAACCACAGCGGGGGACGCCGGUCCCACUUUCCCUCCCCCUCCAGUAUCUUUACGUCCACCACACCUACCUGCCCUCAUCGCCCUGUUUGUCCUUUCCAAACUGCUCACGGAACAUGAGGUCCAUGCAGCGUUUUCACCAGGAGGACCGAGGAUGGGAAGACAUCGGAUACAG